Laetiporus sulphureus 93-53 is the source of this 1379-nucleotide messenger RNA. RefSeq lists its product as uncharacterized. The coding region runs from base 66 to 1229 and encodes 387 amino acids. Lineage: Eukaryota; Fungi; Basidiomycota; Agaricomycetes; Polyporales; Laetiporaceae. The transcript is spliced from 10 exons. The record is from RefSeq and is a predicted model, not a curated record.
CAUAGCUCCACUCCCACUCAUCCCCCCCUCCUCACAGUAGCUAUUUCACUUAAACAGACCCAAUCAUGUCGACCACGAUGCUGCUCACCCAAACCGUCAUCCCGCUGACCGAAAGCCACCUGCGGCAGGCGGAGAUAGACGUACUGAAGUCAGGACUGCAGAACGAUGCCACUGCCAAGAAAGCUGGCGACGCCUUCAAUGCUGUCCUGGGCAAUCCAGAGGUCACUAAGAGAGCGUAUGAGGAGAUCAAGACGCUCGCGAACACGAUCCGCACUGUUCGCGGCUCGUUUCAAACGAUUUCGAUCGCGCUGGGCACGUUUGAUUUCUUCCGGUUCAGAGACGAGAACGGACGCGUCGUCCAGCUUGGCGGUAAAUGGAAGGAAUUAUCCACGCAUUUUGAAAAGGCACUGCAUGCUAGUGUUGAGGUGGCACCUGGAGCCGUCGUCAUGAUGAAUAAGGUUAAGGACAUCCUGGGAGGUGCCGCCGGCGCGAAACGCGGCGACCUCAAAGCCAGACUUCAGGCGUUCAUGCGGGAGUUGAAAGUCAAGGAAGCCGAGGCCCUCGAUAUGAAGAACCACUUCCAAGACCUUGCCGACCGUAUUCGCAUAUUCUGGUCGGAAGUAGAGCUCGCGCUCGCGAUACCGUUGGUCGAUGCAGCUCGAAAGGCCCUAUUGAACGCUAUAAACGCUCGUCUCCACGAGUUAAGUAGACAGCUCAUAGAUCUGCAGCAGAAGCUGAAUGCGCUGCAGGUCGUUGCACUGUCCAAAGUCGCGAUUGGUGGUGCUGGCGCAGCUAUGGCCAUCCUUGCCCUUUGCCCUUCAGCAUUCACCGCCGCAAUGGAAUCCGCGUUCCGUUCUGGAGAAAUUGGGAAUAUUAUUGCAGAUGCUCAAAAGCAGAAGCAAAUUUUGGAGGCGGAGAUUGCCACUACCAUCGCGAAGAUGGGCGCAGCAUACACGGAACAGGUUAUCUUGCAGAUCUAUCAGCAGGUCCUGCAAAAUCCCAAGAGGUACAUUGAUGAAGUCGCCGUGAAGGUCGAGGCCGUCGUCAACAUAUGGCAGACCAUCAAUCUUGACAUGCAUGCGCUCUACACGGAUUUAGAACUCAAUGUGGACGAUAACGCUCCUGUUACAGCGUUCCUUAUUGCGAAGAUGACUGUGGCAAAGGAGAUGUACGGAAAGCUUGCGUGGUUGCUGGACACAUACGUCGAGGCAUUGAAGUCCGCUUUGUAGAAGCAGGUAUUGCCGCCUUCACCCUCCCAUUUACUAGGAGAAUAUGUCCGAGACCGUGAUUCUACCUUAGUUCGCUUGUCUGUAUUUCUUGGAUAGCGUACCGUGGCUGUUGAUGCAUCCUGCAGUGCCUUCAUGAUAAUGUGGUUUAAG